CUAGCUCACAUUCAACCGUUUAUUUUUGAACUUGUGUCGUUUAAUUUAUCUAGGUCAGGAGUAUUUGUAGCUCACUUUCAGUGACUAAUAUCGGACCUUCUUACAAUAUCCGUCACACGUCUGAGAUGAGAAAGAGGAAGAAGGACGCGGCAUUAAGCCAUGGGUACAGCAAUGUUAUCAGAAGUUAUCUCAAAUUCUGUUUUUGCUGUGGCAGUAUUGUUACCUAUUCAUCUUAUAGUUACCACAGUUGCACUUGACGUGAAGCAGAUAUAUUAUAAUCACUCACUAUUAGUAAGUGGCAUAAGUACACAGGGAACCACAGGUUGUAACAGCCUGUCGUGCUGCAAGGAGAUCUGUGACACUCGUGGCUCUGGAUGCGCCGCCUUUCAGGUCUUCCGGCCAGGGACGGUUGACAAAGAGGGGAACUGUUUUACCUUUUCGGAAUCACAAGCGUGUAAAGCGGGAGAACAGGCGGUCGAUUCAACGUUGUACAUUGUCAAUACAACGUGCAAAAAUGUGGUUUGUGGGAGUGAUAUUGAUAAGUGCAAAUAUGGCGUCUGCUCCAAGAGGGAUUACGGUUUGAGGUCUCGCUGUUUGUGUAACACGGGGUUUACAGGAAGAAGCUGCAACGAAACUGUGCAGUGCAUACCUGAUAAAGUCAACAACGCUACAAUUACCCCUGCACGUCAAACUUACCACUACAAAGACAUUGUGACUUACACCUGUGCUGUUGGAUACGAACUAGAAGGACUCAGCGGCGCAUCUAGCAUCAACAAGAGCUGCCGCGCGAAUGGAACAUUUGGUCACAUCCCGCCUUGUGUCGAGGCCAUGUGUCGCGCGUCUGAGCUUAUCGCCAGUCACCUUAUUCCAGAAAAGAUAGGACCGUACAGACGCGGGGAAGACGUGAUAGUGCGAUGCCAAGAGGGAUUUUUUUUUGACACUGCCGUCAAAGAAACUGAGAUACUCACCUGUUUAGCCAAUGGAACAUUUGCCAAGCCAUUUCCGUUGUGUUUCCCAGCUUGCCCAGACCUCUCACAUGUAGAACAUUCUAUGCCUAGUUCCCCUGGACCCUACGCCUUCAACGAGACGGUGACCAUACUGUGCAGCAAGGGUUACGCUUUGGGUGGGGGUGACACGUCCAAAACGCUGAGGUGUACCCAGAACGGAACAUUUGACACGACACCGGGCACCUGUCACAAAAUUCCAGAUAAAUCUCAAGUUUCAGCCGGAAUCAUAGCUGGGAUAUGUCUUGGUGUGUUUGCGUGUGUCACAGCCCUAUGCACUGCAGGUAUCAUCAUUAUUGUUCGACGGAGAAAACGAAAUACUGUUUUGGAGGAAAAACGAAUUGAACGAGAUAGUUCUGGUGCCAUCACCGAGGCAAGAGAUGAGAAAGACGGUGACAGUCAGGGGGCUAGGCUCUCAGAUCUCUACGCUAAACCGAUCAAAUUUAAAGCCAAUACUUAUACUUCAAGUGCGGAAGAGGCUCCACAAAACACGACGCUUCUUUCUCACAACCCCAGCGAGACUCCCUCAAAGGAACCUGAAUAUUCAAGUGACGUUCUUUUGGUGACAAAUUCACUAUAUGACACCGGGACUGAAGACUCUGUUAACAUGGUUGAAAAUGAUAUAUAUGGCUGACUGUUUUGUUUUUUGAGAGUUUUUGAGAGUUUUCAUGUUUGGUACGUGCAGAGCGUACCAGGAAUAUAUUUUAACGAAAAAUUUUACCAACACCGGAAGUCUCAUGGAUAACAUAUAAAAUAAACCAUACAAAACCAACUCUUUGCUCAAAAACUGCAGUAUACACUUUUUAAAGUAAGAUAUCCCUCGUUUUCAAUUACUGGUACAUUUACAUAAAGUACAUGAAAUAUACUUUGGCUUAGAAUGACACAAAAUUAUUUUGAUUUGUAUUUUGAGCAGUUCACCAAUAAUGUGUGGCGUGCGCUAUAGUCAACAUAGAUAUAGGAUAAAGGUGCCGACUUGUGGUUCAGAUUAAUCAGUUGAACGUAUAUUUGUAUCUUUGUUUUAUACAUCUGCAGCGCAAAAAAUGUCUAUUAUUACAUAUCGAACAGUUCAGAUUUUGAUUGAAAUAUAAAAACAUGUAUCACGAUUCUUGAUCACUGGCAGAUCCAAGAUUUUCACCCCAUUCUCAUAGAUUAGAUCGACCUACAUUGGAUCGACCUAACUCCCUGGGGG
Messenger RNA from Lingula anatina, 2193 nucleotides. RefSeq names its product complement component receptor 1-like protein. Lineage: Eukaryota; Metazoa; Brachiopoda; Lingulata; Lingulida; Lingulidae. The record is from RefSeq and is a predicted model, not a curated record.